AUGGAGCAAACAGUGCUUGUACCACCAGGACCUGACAGCUUCAACUUCUUCACCAGAGAGUCUCUUGCAGCUAUUGAAAGGCGCAUUGCUGAAGAAAAGGCUAAGAAUCCCAAACCAGACAAGAAAGAUGAUGAUGAAAAUGGCCCAAAGCCAAAUAGUGACUUGGAAGCUGGAAAAAACCUUCCAUUUAUUUAUGGAGACAUUCCUCCAGAGAUGGUGUCGGAGCCCCUGGAGGACCUGGACCCCUACUAUAUCAAUAAAAAAACUUUUAUAGUAUUGAAUAAAGGGAAGGCCAUCUUCCGGUUCAGUGCCACCUCCGCCCUGUACAUUUUAACUCCCUUCAAUCCUCUUAGGAAAAUAGCUAUUAAGAUUUUGGUACAUUCAUUAUUCAGCAUGCUAAUUAUGUGCACCAUUUUGACGAACUGUGUGUUUAUGACUAUGAGUAACCCUCCUGACUGGACAAAGAAUGUAGAGUACACCUUCACAGGAAUAUACACUUUUGAAUCACUUAUAAAAAUUAUUGCAAGGGGUUUCUGUUUAGAAGAUUUUACUUUCCUUCGGGAUCCAUGGAACUGGCUUGAUUUUACUGUCAUCACAUUUGCAUACGUGACAGAGUUUGUGGACCUGGGCAAUGUCUCUGCGUUGAGAACAUUCAGAGUUCUCCGAGCACUGAAAACAAUUUCAGUCAUUCCAGGCCUGAAGACCAUCGUGGGAGCCCUGAUCCAGUCGGUGAAGAAGCUCUCAGAUGUCAUGAUCCUGACUGUGUUCUGUCUGAGCGUGUUUGCUCUAAUAGGGCUGCAGCUGUUCAUGGGCAACCUGAGGAAUAAAUGUAUACAGUGGCCUCCCACCAAUGCUUCCCUGGAGGAACAUAGUAUACAGAAGAAUAUUACUAUGGAUAACAAUGGCACAAUUGUCAAUGAAACUGUCUUUGAGUUUGACUGGAAAUCAUACAUUCAAGAUACAAGGUAUCAUUAUUUCCUGGAGGGUGUUUUGGAUGCAUUACUAUGUGGAAAUAGCUCUGACGCAGGCCAAUGUCCAGAAGGCUACGUGUGUGUAAAAGCUGGUAGAAACCCCAAUUAUGGUUACACAAGUUUUGAUACCUUCAGCUGGGCUUUUUUAUCCUUGUUUCGACUGAUGACUCAGGACUUUUGGGAAAAUCUUUACCAGCUGACAUUACGUGCUGCUGGAAAAACAUACAUGAUAUUUUUUGUGCUGGUCAUUUUCUUGGGCUCAUUCUACCUAAUAAAUCUGAUCCUGGCUGUGGUGGCCAUGGCUUACGAGGAACAGAAUCAGGCAACACUGGAAGAGGCUGAGCAGAAAGAAGCUGAGUUUCAGCAGAUGCUUGAACAGUUAAAAAAGCAACAAGAGGCAGCUCAGCAGGCAGCAGCUACCACGGCCUCAGAGCAUUCCAGAGAGCCCAGUGCAGCAGGCAGACUCUCGGAUAGCUCCUCUGAAGCCUCCAAGUUGAGUUCCAAGAGUGCAAAGGAAAGAAGAAAUCGCAGGAAGAAAAGAAAACAGAAGGAGCAGUCUGGUGGGGAAGAGAAAGAUGAAGACGAAUUCCAUAAAUCUGAAUCUGAAGACAGCAUCAGAAGGAAAGGCUUUCGCUUUUCCAUUGAAGGGAACCGAUUGACCUAUGAAAAGAGGUACUCUUCCCCACACCAGUCAUUGUUGAGCAUCCGUGGCUCCCUAUUUUCUCCAAGGAGAAAUAGCAGAACAAGCCUAUUCAGCUUCAGAGGACGAGCAAAGGAUGUGGGUUCUGAGAACGACUUUGCUGAUGAUGAGCACAGCACCUUUGAGGAUAACGAAAGCCGGAGAGACUCCUUGUUUGUACCCCGACGUCACGGAGAGCGCCGCAACAGUAACCUCAGUCAGACCAGUAGGUCAUCCCGGAUGUUGGCGGUGUUUCCAGCGAAUGGGAAGAUGCACAGCAGUGUGGAUUGCAAUGGUGUGGUUUCCUUGGUUGGUGGACCUUCAGUUCCUACAUCGCCUGUUGGACAGCUUCUGCCAGAGGUGAUAAUAGAUAAGCCAGCUACUGAUGACAAUGGAACGACCACUGAAACUGAAAUGAGAAAGAGAAGGUCAAGUUCUUUCCACGUUUCCAUGGACUUUCUGGAAGAUCCUUCCCAAAGGCAAAGAGCAAUGAGCAUAGCCAGCAUCCUAACAAAUACAGUGGAAGAGCUUGAAGAAUCCAGACAGAAAUGCCCACCAUGUUGGUAUAAAUUUUCCAAUAUAUUCUUAAUAUGGGACUGUUCUCCGUACUGGUUAAAAGUGAAACACAUUGUCAACCUGGUCGUGAUGGACCCAUUUGUUGACCUGGCCAUCACCAUCUGCAUUGUCUUAAACACUCUUUUCAUGGCCAUGGAACACUAUCCAAUGACAGAACAUUUCAAUAAUGUGCUUGCAGUAGGAAACUUGGUUUUCACUGGGAUCUUCACAGCAGAAAUGUUUCUGAAAAUUAUUGCCAUGGAUCCUUAUUAUUAUUUCCAAGAAGGCUGGAAUAUCUUUGAUGGUUUUAUUGUGACCCUUAGUCUGGUAGAACUUGGCCUCGCAAAUGUGGAAGGAUUAUCAGUGCUCCGUUCAUUCCGACUGCUCCGAGUUUUCAAGUUGGCAAAAUCUUGGCCAACAUUAAAUAUGCUAAUAAAGAUCAUCGGCAAUUCAGUGGGAGCUCUGGGAAAUCUAACCCUGGUGUUGGCCAUAAUAGUCUUCAUUUUUGCUGUGGUUGGCAUGCAGCUCUUUGGUAAAAGCUACAAAGAUUGUGUAUGCAAAAUUGCCAGUGACUGCAAACUCCCCCGCUGGCACAUGAAUGAUUUCUUCCACUCCUUCCUGAUCGUGUUCCGUGUCCUGUGUGGAGAGUGGAUAGAGACCAUGUGGGACUGUAUGGAGGUUGCUGGUCAAGCCAUGUGCCUUACUGUCUUCAUGAUGGUCAUGGUGAUUGGAAACCUUGUGGUCCUGAACCUCUUUCUAGCCUUGCUUCUGAGCUCAUUUAGUGCAGACAACCUUGCAGCCACUGAUGAUGACAAUGAAAUGAACAACCUUCAAAUUGCUGUUGACAGAAUGCACAAGGGGAUAGCUUAUGUUAAAAGAAAAAUAUAUGAAUUUAUCCAACAGUCCUUCGUCAGGAAACAAAAGAUUUUGGAUGAGAUUAAACCACUUGAUGAUCUAAACAAUAAAAAAGACAGUUGUAUGUCCAACCAUACAGCAGAAAUUGGGAAAGAUCUUGACUAUCUUAAAGAUGUAAAUGGAACCACAAGUGGCAUAGGAACCGGCAGCAGUGUUGAAAAAUACAUUAUUGAUGAAAGUGAUUACAUGUCAUUCAUAAACAAUCCUAGUCUUACUGUGACUGUACCUAUUGCUGUAGGGGAGUCUGACUUUGAGAACUUAAAUACAGAGGACUUCAGUAGUGAAUCAGAUCUGGAAGAAAGCAAGGAGAAACUUAAUGAAAGCAGUAGCUCGUCGGAAGGCAGCACUGUGGACAUCGGCGCACCUGCAGAAGAACAGCCUGUGGUAGAACCAGAAGAAACCCUAGAACCUGAAGCUUGUUUUACCGAAGGCUGUGUACAAAGAUUCAAGUGUUGUCAAAUAAGUGUGGAAGAAGGGAGAGGAAAACAGUGGUGGAACCUGAGAAGAACAUGUUUCCGAAUAGUUGAACAUAACUGGUUUGAGACCUUCAUUGUGUUCAUGAUUCUCCUUAGUAGUGGUGCUCUGGCGUUUGAAGAUAUAUAUAUUGAUCAGCGAAAGACAAUUAAGACUAUGUUAGAAUAUGCUGAUAAAGUUUUCACUUACAUUUUCAUUCUGGAAAUGCUUCUAAAAUGGGUGGCAUAUGGCUAUCAAACAUACUUCACCAAUGCCUGGUGUUGGCUGGAUUUCUUAAUUGUUGAUGUUUCAUUGGUCAGUUUAACUGCAAAUGCCUUGGGUUACUCAGAACUUGGUGCCAUCAAAUCUCUCAGGACGCUAAGAGCUCUGAGACCCUUAAGAGCCUUAUCACGAUUUGAAGGGAUGAGGGUGGUUGUGAAUGCCCUUUUAGGAGCAAUUCCAUCCAUCAUGAAUGUGCUUCUGGUUUGUCUUAUAUUCUGGCUAAUUUUCAGCAUCAUGGGCGUAAAUUUGUUUGCUGGCAAAUUCUACCACUGUAUUAACACCACAACUGGUGACAUGUUUGAAAUCACCGAAGUGAAUAAUCAUUCUGAUUGCCUAAAACUAAUAGAAAGAAAUGAGACCGCUCGAUGGAAAAAUGUGAAAGUAAACUUUGAUAAUGUAGGAUUUGGGUAUCUCUCUUUGCUGCAAGUUGCAACUUUCAAGGGAUGGAUGGAUAUAAUGUAUGCAGCAGUUGAUUCUAGAAAUGUGGAACUCCAGCCUAAGUAUGAGGAAAGUCUGUAUAUGUAUCUUUACUUUGUUAUUUUCAUCAUCUUUGGGUCCUUCUUCACCCUGAACCUGUUUAUUGGUGUCAUCAUAGAUAAUUUCAACCAGCAGAAAAAGAAGUUUGGAGGUCAAGACAUCUUUAUGACAGAAGAACAGAAAAAAUACUACAAUGCAAUGAAAAAAUUAGGAUCAAAAAAGCCACAAAAGCCUAUACCUCGACCAGGAAACAAAUUUCAAGGAAUGGUCUUUGACUUCGUAACUAGACAAGUUUUUGACAUAAGCAUCAUGAUUCUCAUCUGUCUUAACAUGGUCACAAUGAUGGUGGAAACAGAUGACCAGAGUGAAAAUGUGACUAACAUUUUGUCACGCAUCAAUCUGGUGUUCAUUGUGCUGUUCACUGGAGAGUGUGUGCUGAAGCUUAUCUCCCUGCGUCAUUAUUAUUUCACCAUUGGCUGGAAUAUAUUUGAUUUUGUGGUUGUAAUUCUUUCUAUUGUAGGCAUGUUUCUUGCUGAGUUAAUAGAGAAAUAUUUUGUGUCACCUACCCUGUUCCGUGUGAUCCGCCUCGCCAGGAUUGGCCGAAUCCUUCGUCUGAUCAAAGGAGCAAAGGGGAUCCGCACACUGCUGUUUGCUUUGAUGAUGUCCCUUCCUGCAUUGUUUAACAUCGGCCUCCUGCUCUUCCUGGUCAUGUUCAUCUACGCCAUUUUUGGGAUGUCCAACUUUGCCUAUGUUAAGAGGGAAGUUGGAAUUGAUGACAUGUUUAACUUUGAGACUUUUGGCAACAGCAUGAUCUGCCUGUUCCAGAUUACCACCUCUGCUGGGUGGGAUGGACUGUUAGCACCAAUUCUCAAUAGUAAACCACCUGACUGUGACCCUAAUAAAGUUAACCCCGGAAGCUCAGUUAAGGGAGAUUGUGGGAACCCAUCUGUUGGGAUUUUCUUUUUCGUCAGUUACAUCAUCAUCUCCUUCCUGGUGGUAGUGAACAUGUACAUCGCUGUCAUCCUGGAGAACUUCAGUGUUGCUACGGAGGAAAGUGCAGAGCCCCUGAGUGAGGAUGACUUUGAGAUGUUCUACGAGGUGUGGGAGAAGUUUGACCCUGAUGCAACCCAGUUCAUGGAAUUUGAAAAACUAUCUCAGUUUGCAGCAGCUCUUGAACCUCCUCUCAAUUUGCCACAACCAAACAAACUGCAGCUCAUUGCUAUGGAUUUGCCAAUGGUGAGCGGUGACAGAAUCCACUGUCUUGACAUCUUAUUUGCUUUUACAAAGAGGGUCCUAGGGGAAAGUGGAGAGAUGGAUGCACUACGAAUACAGAUGGAAGAGCGGUUCAUGGCUUCUAAUCCUUCCAAGGUCUCUUAUCAACCAAUCACUACUACUUUAAAACGCAAACAAGAGGAAGUAUCUGCUGUUAUUAUUCAGCGUGCUUACAGACGGCACCUUUUAAAGCGAACAGUAAAACAAGCUUCAUUUACAUACAACAAAAAUAAAAUCAAAAGUGGGGCUAAUCUUCUUGUGAAAGAAGACAUGAUAAUUGACAGAAUAAAUGAAAACUCUAUCACAGAGAAAACUGAUCUGACCAUGUCCACAGCAGCUUGUCCACCCUCCUACGAUCGGGUGACAAAGCCAAUUGUGGAGAAACACGAGCAAGAAGGUAAAGACGAAAAAGCCAAAGGGAAAUAAAAUUAAAUCAUUGAGUGACAAAUUGUUUACAGCCUGUGAAGGUGAUGUGUUUUUGUCAACAGGACUCCAUUAGGAGGUCAAUGCCAAACUGACUGUUUUUACACAAAUCUACUUAAGGUCAGUGCCUACAAUAAGACAGUGACCCCUUGUCAGCAAACUGUGUGACUAUAGUAAGGGGAGAUGACCUUGACCUUGACAGGAGGUUACUGUCCUCACUACCAGCUGACACUGCUGAAGACGAGACAAAUUGGCUGCUCAGACUGUAGGGACCAGUGAAAGGGGUUGCAAACCUGUAAUUUAGGGGUUGUUUAA
Molecule: messenger RNA, 6342 nt
Organism: Lepus europaeus (European hare)
Lineage: Eukaryota; Metazoa; Chordata; Mammalia; Lagomorpha; Leporidae
Product: sodium channel protein type 1 subunit alpha
Exons: 26
Coding region: 1-6030 (2009 amino acids)
Biological process (GO): neuronal action potential; membrane depolarization during action potential; sodium ion transmembrane transport
Cellular component (GO): voltage-gated sodium channel complex; axon; plasma membrane
Molecular function (GO): voltage-gated sodium channel activity
Source: RefSeq, a predicted model, not a curated record